This is a messenger RNA of Vitrella brassicaformis, 1816 nucleotides long. Lineage: Eukaryota; Vitrellaceae. The record is from the annotation of a GenBank genome assembly.
CGACGGAGCUUCCACCGUGGACGGAGACCGCGGGGAGUGCUGCUGUGUGCCUGAGUGUUUGAGCCAUCCAUCAUGACGGCGGUGUCGUGUGGUCCUGUAGUGGUAGACGCCCUGGCUGGUGCAUUCAAGCGAAUGCACCCCGAUGAGGACCUUUCUCUGCUCGACGACGAUGCCUUCGAGGUGAGAUGAAUGACAAGAACCGACCGAGGGGAAACCUCACCGUAGAUGGUAUGGUUUCUGGUGCGGUGUUCCCCUGCUGCCUGUCUUAUUGAUUGCUCGUCCACAGGCACGGCUCCAGGCCUUCUACAGGAGGGUCAGUUCGGACACCUCACUGCACAUGCUCGCGGCAACCAUCAAUUGUCAUUCGUCGGUGUCCCGGUUUGUGUGUGUGUGUCUGUGUGUGCUGCGUGCAGUUAGCCGAGGAGACCGUCGCGGAGCUGCGCAACCCAUCCAAUGGCGGCCAGACCGUUGCACCCGCCACCCGAAUUAUUCAGAUGCCAACUCGUGAGGUGGUCGCCGGCUGCGUCCACACGGCCCUCAAACACCUCGAGGACAACCCACACCUCCUCGCGCCGCCCUCUGCCGAUGCGCAAGCCAGCCCUGCUGACGUCACCGCCAAAGAGGAGAGUGUCGCUGAGGGGGACAAGGGCGGCCAGAUGUCGAGCACUGGCCUGCGGACGACCGCAGCAAGCGGGCCCGCAGCUGAGAGCGAAGCGUCGUCUGUCGUGGCCAACAAGGACAAGGACGAGGCCAAGACCGAGGCGCCUCAGGACGAGAAGGCGCCGGAGCAACGUGUCAAUGGGAGCGUCAGGGGGGCGGCAGAUGCUGCAGGUGGCCCACCCGCACCACCACCUAGCACCCACCAGGCAGCGAAUGGCGCCCACGCCACUUCAUUGUCAAACGGCAAUCGGGGGCCGGGCAGCUUCUACGGGCCUCUGCGGAAUGGCGCUGCUAAUGGCGACCAAACAGACCAAAGAAAGCAAGACAACAAGGACGGUGGCCACGGUGAGCCGUGGCGCGAAUGACCCUAUCAUCGUUCCUGAUCCAUCCCUCUGUGUGUUUGUGUGUUUGUGUGUGUGUGCGUCAGUCGUCCCCCUUGCAGUGGGUUUCCGCGAGCGCGAGAUGAGCCCGUGCAGCAGCCGGUCGGCGUCGCGCCCACGAGACGACGAUCGCGACCGCCGUAGUCACGGGAAUCGGCAGCGGUCGCGGUCACCGCUGCGGCGCGAUGGCCGUGAUGAGAGGAGGGGCAGCGAUAGGGGCAGCUCCGGGAGGGAUCGGCCGCGGGAUCAUCACCAGCAUGGCCGAUCGUACUACCCGGACCACGGCAACAGGUGAAACGAGUUUGACGGAAUGGACUCGGAUGGAUGGACACCCGGAGUUACUGUCUGCUUCUCUCUCUCUGUGUGUGUGUGUGUGUGUGAGUAUGGUGUUCAGCUACGACCGGCGCAGCAACGACUACUCCCCCUCUCGCAACUACAGCCACUAUAGCUACGACAACAGGGGCAGGAACACCACCACCAGCACCAUCGCCGGCACGGGCCACUACUCCAACUACAGGCGGCGGCAGUCCCACAACGACUUCUACUUCUACAACAAUCAUCAUCAUCAUCAGAGAGGCCGCCGCAACGACAGCUAUGAUGACUAUGACGACCGGCGUGACAGCAGGUGGUGGGAGAGGGGGGCCAACCGGUGGGACAAUGCCGACCCGUAUCAUUGGGAGACCUCCUACGGCUACCGCGGCCAUGGGGGUGGGGGAGGGCAUCAGGGGGGUGUGUUUGACCAGAGGCGGUGGGAGGAUAGGUCCAUCAGACGGUAG